Vitrella brassicaformis is the source of this 764-nucleotide messenger RNA. The record is from the annotation of a GenBank genome assembly. NCBI's taxonomy places the organism in Eukaryota, Vitrellaceae.
GCAACCCUGGAGGUGGGUGGCGAAAAUUGCUCUCAGAGGGCUAUUUCGGUUCGGUAAUCCGGGAGGUUGUUUGACUCUACCUCAUCCGCCGUGAGGGGGUCUCUGCGCAGAAUGACGGACAGCUUAAACUAUCCGGCGCCAGGGUCACUGGUCCGCAUCAAGCUUGAGAAUGUCCGCUACUUCCGCUUCCAUGACGAUACCGUCACAUUCACUAUGUACCCGUCAACACUAAUUGAUGAGGGCAAGUUCAAGACCGUCGGUGACGUCAGGCGCUUUCUGAACAUCGGGCGCCGGGGGCUUCUGCUCGCUGGUUACGACGAUGUGGACGACAGCACCCUCAUUGGCGACAAGUACGCACAGACAGACACCGACUGACACGCUGGACACAGUGACUGUGCGUGCGACUUGACUGGUGUGCAUGCACAGAGGCAAAACUGAGGCUGAUCCGUUCCUCCUCCGGGAAGCUGAGGGAGGCGUUCAUCUAGUCGAGGAGCCCGAGUCCGGCGAACAGAAUGGACAUAAUGCCCCACAAGCCUUGCCCCACAUGCGGUAUCGCGACAAGCAGCCUUACUGUCGCAUCCCAGAUGGCGACGCUAAAUAGAAAACGGCCAAGCGAUCGUACGAAGGGCAGCUGCUUUGUCGCGCAUACACACGUAUGUGAUUUCCAGUUGACUGUUUCUUUUCACGAUAGUUACGGACCUGAGGAGUGGGGCGCAUCAUCGCCGUCUUAGGACAUUUCGUAAAACCGCUCCCCCCUGACGCGA